CGUCAAGUUGUGGUGAAAAACUUUUGUUAUUGCUGUGCAAUUUUAUCUGAAAAAUCAUGGAAAAUCCCAGGGAAAUGGACCAAGUGGCCAGCAAACUCACGCGCCCAGUCAACAAAGCCACCGAAGGCAUUAUUCCCAAGCUGGAGAAGAUGACAAAGCCGCAGCUUCUUGAGCUGCGCGACAGACAAAUGCAUCUUCUGCAGAACAAGAAUCGUCUGCAGCGACUGCCGGACAGAGGGAGGCGAAUCCAGGAGAUGCACGAGAGGAUUGAGAAGCGCUUGCGAGAAUUGGACACUGUUGAGGAAGCGGCGAGGAUGUUUUCCGACUUGAAUAUCGCCUCUCGUGGCCAGAAAAGCCUGACGAAUCUCGAGUGGACUGGCAAGUGUCAUCCUCAGAUGGACUACACGGUGGACAGUGAUGAUGAUGAGGCGCCAGAUCCGCUGAAAGUUCUCGCGCAGAGCAGAAAUCUCGCGAAAACGGUGAAGAUUGUCAAGGAAACGCCGCUAAUCACUCAGGAAGACCUGAAAGAGAUCAAAUCCUUCUCUGACCAUGUGCAGAAACCACCUCAAUCCGAUGAAUCUCGCAGUGCUUCCUCAAUGUCCGGAACUUCCGCUGAUCUGGACGCUCAUGCGGCGCUUCUGUGCGAGAAGGAACAAUCCAGGGAGGUGAAGAGCAAGUUCCGGCCCUACCAGACCACCAAGAGCGACGUGCACAAGCCAGAGGCCGAGAUGGAGCGCAGAGCGAGGAAGCAGUGGGAUUUGAGCGCAGUCGCGCCGCCUCAACUCACGCAUCCGGGCGUCAAGAUGCUUUCCCUGCACGAAUCCCUGGAGCUGCAGCUGCGCAAGCAGGAGGAACUGAAGACGCUGGAGCGGCAGCAAGCCGAGGCGAGACUCCAGAAGUCGCUGAAGAUGGUUUCCAGUGACUUCCAAGCCAAAGAUCUCAGUCAGUUCUUCAAAACCUACCGCGAAGUGCCUGAAUCUGACUCAUUGUCUGAUCUCUCGGCGUCCAGUGAAUCCCUGGCGCUGGCCAGUGACGAUGAAGUGCAGGACAUCGACGCUGUGGAGCCUUCGGGAGGAGUUGUAGUGAAAUUUAGCCAAUAA
Phlebotomus argentipes is the source of this 1100-nucleotide messenger RNA. RefSeq lists its product as uncharacterized. Bases 57 to 1100 code for a protein of 347 amino acids. Gene Ontology annotation, molecular function: transcription elongation factor activity. The transcript has 3 exons. The record is from RefSeq and is a predicted model, not a curated record. Gene Ontology annotation, biological process: transcription elongation by RNA polymerase II. Lineage: Eukaryota; Metazoa; Arthropoda; Insecta; Diptera; Psychodidae. Gene Ontology annotation, cellular component: nucleus.